AUGUAGCAAACCAGUCCAAAAAAUGCAAAAUCAUCAACAGAAACUUUCAAACUAACUUUUGAUGAUUUUUUAAAAUUAGAUUUAAAAUAACUCUAGAUAAAUAUUAUUGGGACAGAGAAUGAAUAUGGAUUUAGUUUUACUUUAUAUAAAAUAUAAGUGAGACAUCCAAGUAUUCAAACAUUUAUUUGUAACAGACGAUACAAUGAAUUCUAUGCAUUACACAAAGUGGUAAAAUAAUUAAGUAAUGAUGAAAGUUAAAAAUGAAGUAUUGUAAUUUAGAUUUACCUUAAUUUCCAUCAAAACAUGAAUGGUUAUUUAAAACUGAGAAGAGAAAAGCUGGAUUUCAUCUAUUUUUGAAUAAGUUAGUUUUAAUAGCAAUGUAACAUCCCUAAAUAUAGAGCAAUAUUCUAAAAUUUUUAUAUUAUUUUUUGACAAGAGAUUGUAAAAUAAUAAAAAAUAAAAUAUAGUGUUAGGAAAUCAAAAAUAAAAUAUUUUUGCGUCAACAGAUCCUUAGAAUGAAGAUGAGCCUGAUUGGUAAUUUCGAUAUCAUAAUUUAUCAACUGAUGAUUAAAAUUAGGCUGGGAAUUAAAAGUAUGAUUAAUUAAAGAAAAUGGCAGCAAAUGUACAAUUAAGAUUUUCAGAUGAUGAAGUAUGGUAAACAUUCUAUGGGAAAAUUUAAGAAGGCACAUUAUAAUUAUUUCAACAUAUCUCUUAUAAUUAUUUCAGUUGUUAAAUAAUGUUAUUUCAAAUUAAAUUAGAAUUAUUGGAAGAUGUUAUUGUAAAUAUAGAGAUAUAAAUUAAUAGUUUAUGUAUCAUGAUUACGAUUAUUAAAAGAUAUAAUUAAAACCAGAGGAUCCUAAUUUAUUAAGAUUAUGGUACUCUUAGCUAAAAUUUGCAUCAUAGGAAGUAUUAUAAUGUGAAAGAAUGCAUGAUGAUUUCCAUUCUUUAGGAAAAGUUUAAAUUUAAAUAAAGGAGGCUUUUAAUCUAUCAAAUAUUAUUUAAGAUUCAUUUUUGUUUGUUAAGAUUUCUUUUCCUCCAUUUACUUGUUAAACGAAAUAACAUGUUUAUAGUAAUAAUCCAUAGUGGAGUUAAGAUUAUAUAUUUCCAAUAAUUGACUCUUUUUCAGUUAUACGAUUAGAAUUGAUUAGUGAGAUUUAAGAUGGCAUUUUAAAACGAAAAGUGAAAUAAUCUGUAAUAGGUAUGGCUGAAAUAUAGAUUGCUGAUUUAUUGAGUUAUCAUUCAGGAACUAAGUUUUCGGUAAUAAAUAUUGUAAAUCUAUAUAGAGAAUACAAUUACCAUUAAAUAGAGAUGCAAAUGGUAGUGAUAUCUUUUAAUUUUUAAAAAAGCAAUCUUAUAAUUUAGAAGAAUAAUAACCAAGUUUAAUUGUGACUAUUAGAAAUAUGUCAAGUCCUUUAUCACUUUUUGGACCAGGACCUGUAUUUUCAUACGAAAAUGAAUUACUAGAACCUGAUUUGACUGUCAUUAAAAUGAACAUUAUAAGAUUCAAAAGAAUAAUCUCAUUAAUGAUCUUAUUUCAAUUAUCAUUAGAAGAUGUAGUAGAUCAAAAAUAUCCAAGAUUAACCUUUAUUGUUUUUACAUUUAUGUUCAUCUUUAUUUUUUUUGCAGAUUUGAACAAUAUUUUGUAAUAUUUUGGAUUCAUACUAUUGUUUAUAAUGAUCUACUAACAUCCUACAAUACAUCAUCAUGUAAAAUUAUUUUUUGAUAAAUAUAUCUUAUGUGAAUUGAAUUAUUAUUAUAAAACUCCUUAAUUAUUUACUUAGGAAGAGAAAGAUCUUAAAAAGAAUACUUAAUCAUUAGAUAAAGUAAUUAAAUUUGAAGGAAAUGAAAUUAAAUUAGAAGUGGAUGAUGAAAAUGAACCAAAAGAAUCUUUUUAUUAAAAACUUAGAGCAAUAAAAAAAACUUUUUUUAUUGUUUAAUUAUACUUAACUUAUUUAAGUAACUUUGCAGAGAAAGUGAUAAAUUUAUUUACUUGGUAAGAAUAUCAUAGAACUCUUUGGUUUUUGUAUGCCAUAUUUUCACUUUAUUGCAUUAUUUGUAUUUUACCUAUUCGUUAUAUAAUGUUAGCAGGAAGUAUAUGUUUUAAAUUAAAUUAGUAAUAAAUGAAUGGUUUGAUGGAAGAAUAGUCUUCAAAAAAAGAUAAGCACAUAAUUAAAAAAUUGCUUAAGUAAUGAUGGAAUAUAUCUAUAAAAAACAUGCACCAGAAUUAGUGUGUAUUCCAAAUUAUCUAGAUGUUGCUUUUCCUAAAGGAGAUUUUAGAACUAAAAUGGCUAAUGAAUUAUUAAUGCAUUUAACUGUCUCCAUGAAUCAGGAAGAAGCUAAUAAAUAUUAAAAUGGAAACGAAGUUAUUAGGUAAUAUUUGAAUUAAUAGGUAGAGAUCUAACUACUUGUUCUCAAAGAUUAAAAUGGGUUUCAAUUACUGAUCACCAUUUUGUUAGAGAUUAGCUUUAUUAUGAAUUGCGUAAGAAAGGAAAGUUUAGAAUGAAGCCACAUUAUUUAGUGUAUUACACUAUUACUAAUUUCAUAUACAAUAUUCCAUCUUAAUAUUAUAGAUUACGAAGACCUAUUCAAUUAAUUAAAUGAGCC
Molecule: messenger RNA, 2604 nt
Organism: Paramecium sonneborni
Lineage: Eukaryota; Ciliophora; Oligohymenophorea; Peniculida; Parameciidae
Source: the annotation of a GenBank genome assembly